AAGUAAUGCAGGCACUGCUUAGGACAUCAUACAUAUAGAAACCAGGAUUUAAUGGUAAAAGAAAACCUCUUACAACUGACAAGAAACAUGGCAAACACACAGGUCCUUCCACAGGACUUGCACAUGAGCAACAUGCUUAAGGCUGUGAAGAUCCGAGAAAGGACCAAACAGGAUAUAGUGAAGCCCAGCAACGGAAUCAUACAUCAUUUCAGAACAAUGCACCGAUUCACUAUUGAACUGUUCAUGAUUUGUCACUUUUGCACCAAAUUUCGGGAGAUCCUGCAGAAGAGUCUGUUUGACAGAUCCAUGCAAGUUGCUCUGGAAAGUCAAAAAAGGUUAAACGCCUGUAAAGAAGUGAAGAAACUUGUCCCUUUGAGAACAAAUGGUGAUGGAAACUGCUUAAUGCAUGCCACAUCUAUGUACAUGUGGGGGAUGCAGGACACAGAUUUACUGCUAAGGAAAACCUUACAAGAAGUUCUAAGGACAUCAGAUACUAGAAACUUUAAAUUUCGCUGGCAGCUUGAAUGCGUUAAAUCCACAGAGUUCAUACAAACAGCGCUUCGAUACGAUACUCGGAAUUGGGAUGAAGAAUGGGAAUAUAUUGUCAGGAUGGCAUCAACGGAACCCUCAUUGAGUCAAGAUGGACUGCUGUAUAACUGCCUUGAAGAAAUACAUAUAUUUGUCCUAGUUAAUAUCCUCCGAAGACCAAUCAUUGUUCUUUCAGACAAUGUAAUUCGCAGCUUGCAGUCUGGCUCCAGCUUCUCUCCUCUUAACGUUAGUGGAAUUUACCUACCUCUCCAUUGGCCUGCACAGGAAUGCUAUAAAUACCCUAUAGUUCUUGGCUAUGAAAGUCAACACUUUGCACCUCUUGUCACUAUGAUGGACACUGGUCCAGAGAUUCGCGCUGUCCCACUUAUAUUUAAUGAGAGUGGUAGAUAUGAAGAUAUGAAAGUACACUUCUUGACUGAUCAUGAAGAAAAGUCCAAAGACAAGCUUCUGAAAGAGUAUUUACAUGUACUUCAGAUACCUGUUCAGUCCUGGGAGCAUGGCACUUCUCAUCUAAUAAAUACUGCCAGGCUGGAUGAGAAUAAUUUGCCAAAAGAAAUCAACUUAGUAGAAGAUUAUUGCCAGCUAGUGCAACAUGAAUACAAAAGGUGGCAAGAGUUUUCAGAGCAAACUGGCAGGGGCAAUUGUAGUAAAAGUAGAUAUGAACUUUGCCUACCUCAGCUCUCUCUUGUGGAAGUAAAAUGUGAAACAUUAAACUGUCCUUUCUACAUGUCUGUGAACACCCAACCUUUCUGCCAUGAGUGCUUUGAAAGGAAACAAAAGAUCAGUGACAGGACUAAUGCUCAAGUGCACAAGGGUGAAACCGUCCCCCGCAGAACUGAAUAUAUGGAGCCAUCUUGUCAAAUACCAGAGGAGUCUGUGUCUGGUUCUGUUGCUCUGGCUACAGCCCCAAGCCUUUUUCUCUUUAGUGAAACAAAUGCAAUGAAAUGUAAAACACCUGACUGCCCCUUCACAUUGAAUGUGGAGCUCAAUGGACUGUGUGAACGCUGCCAUAAUACCAGGCAAAUUCAGUCUGGUAGCAAUACGGACAGUUCAAGGGACUCUGAUAUCAUUAGGUGCACUAUUUGUUUCGAAGACACCACAAGAACUUUUAAUGGUAUUUGCAGCUCUUGCUUCAAAAGGAGCACAGAACGAUUGCGCAAUUCAAGUUCUCCACCCUUGCUGCAUCAGAGGUCUAUCUCAGAUCCUAUAAAUGGGUCAGGAAGCUUUGUGAACCUGACAGGUUUUGAACCAACCAGCAGGAGGAGCCAGGAUUCAGCCCUUGGGUCUGGUGCUGCGUUUAAUGCAGAAGAAAGAACAUCUAACCAAAAGUGCAAGAAGUCUGGCUGCAAGUUUUUUGGGACACUACAAAAUGAAGGAUUUUGCACACUAUGUUUUAUUGAAUAUCAGGAGAAUAGUGGUGUUGACUCUAGAAGGGGUCACAAAUCAUCGCAAAGCAAUGUCAGUGUGGCUGCAUUUAAAGACAUGAGUCGCUGCCUAGGGCAAGAAUGCAGCACAUUAGGGAGUACGCUGUUUGAAGGAUUCUGUCAAAAAUGUUUCAUUGAAGCUCAGAAUCAGAGAUAUCACGAAGCUAGAAAUCCAGAGCAACAACUGCAGAGACAAAAUGAGAGAUCUGGCCUAAAUCGCUCUGGUUGCCACAUGAAGAAAUGUGCUAGAGAUGUCUGCAGGAAUCCAGUAACUGGGAGAAAUGAAGAGCUUUGUGCUCAGUGCAAAUACAGAGGCAGCAACAGCAAGUCAUCUGGAGAAGACACUCCUCAGCUACGGUGUAGGGCACCAGGAUGUGAUCACUACGGAAACAACAAGUGUGGCGGUUACUGCAAUGAAUGCUACCAAUUCAAACAGCUAUAUGGAUAGCAAA
Messenger RNA from Nanorana parkeri, 2425 nucleotides. RefSeq names its product TNF alpha induced protein 3 (gene TNFAIP3). The coding region runs from base 52 to 2421 and encodes 789 amino acids. Lineage: Eukaryota; Metazoa; Chordata; Amphibia; Anura; Dicroglossidae. The transcript is spliced from 9 exons. Gene Ontology annotation, molecular function: cysteine-type deubiquitinase activity; zinc ion binding; DNA binding. The record is from RefSeq and is a predicted model, not a curated record. Gene Ontology annotation, cellular component: nucleus; cytoplasm. Gene Ontology annotation, biological process: cell migration; protein deubiquitination involved in ubiquitin-dependent protein catabolic process; protein K33-linked deubiquitination.